Messenger RNA from Triplophysa dalaica, 669 nucleotides. RefSeq names its product melanoregulin-like. Gene Ontology annotation, cellular component: melanosome. Bases 46 to 669 code for a protein of 207 amino acids. Gene Ontology annotation, biological process: melanocyte differentiation; melanosome transport. The record is from RefSeq and is a predicted model, not a curated record. The transcript has 5 exons. NCBI's taxonomy places the organism in Eukaryota, Metazoa, Chordata, Actinopteri, Cypriniformes, Nemacheilidae.
GUUGAUUCUACUAUGAGUAGCUUAUAGAAAUCUUUUACACUCUAAAUGGGAGCGUUUCAUUCCCACUGCUGUCCUAUUUAUGAAACUGAGGUGAAAGACUGUAUUUUAAGUGGAAUGUGUGGGUCAAAUAGUUCCCUAAACUAUUUGGAUGAUGUGUUGCAUCCACCCGGACCAGUAUGUACAGUAGCAAUGAAACCGCAGUGGAUCAUGAGCAGAUCUAGAUCAGAGACCGAAGUCUGGAGCACUCCCCAAGCAAGCUCCACCACUGACAGAGAAUCAGACCCUGAAUUACAGGCAUUCAUCAUGAGAAGAAACCAAGUGAACAAAGAUACUGAGGAAUGGGAGAAACUGAAUUAUGAUAUCCAUACUCUGAGGUGUGCUCGGAGAAAGGUUUGUACACGAUGGAAGAAACUUCUACUUCAGCUGGGUUACCAGAGGGAGGUUGACUCGUUGCUGACAGUGAACAGACAGACCGUUCUGAGUGACUGGGAGAAUUUGGAGAAGUCCAGAAACCUUUUGAACAUAGUGCUGGAGGAGACAGGCCUCUUCCCCCGUGGGCUGGGCACACAUGAGAGAUAUCUGUAUGUCAUGGAUCGUCUGGUGUCUUUGGACAGUGCUGAGGACUUUGUGCAUUUGGCCAAAGAGAACUAUCCAAGAGAUCAUUCUUAG